Molecule: messenger RNA, 2778 nt
Organism: Necator americanus (New World hookworm)
Lineage: Eukaryota; Metazoa; Nematoda; Chromadorea; Rhabditida; Ancylostomatidae
Exons: 22
Coding region: 1-2778 (925 amino acids)
Biological process (GO): regulation of transcription by RNA polymerase II
Cellular component (GO): nucleus
Molecular function (GO): RNA polymerase II cis-regulatory region sequence-specific DNA binding; DNA-binding transcription factor activity, RNA polymerase II-specific; protein dimerization activity
Source: RefSeq, a predicted model, not a curated record
AUGUCAGAGAAAUCGCAUGAACCUAUUCAUAGCGGACAUUUUAUGACUUCGAACCCUCAUACGGAACCACUACCUGAUGACGAGGAUGAAGACGUUGAGGUGGACGUUGUGGAAGACGAUGAUGAGAAGCCUAAUGAAAAUGGAACAGGGACAUCAAAAGGGGAACGAGCUGCAUUGUACGAAAGACCCGUCACAUUCUAUAAAUUUGGACCAAAAAAGACGCAGUCGAUAGCUAUAGAUGUUUCACUCAACAAGCUCAACAAGUGCAUCAAAGUGGCAUACAAUAAGAUGACGACACCGAAGUGGAAAGAUUUCAAAGGACUGCGGUUGCACUGGAAGCAGCGUAUCCGGUUAAAUAAUGUCAUAUGGAGAGCGUAUUACAUUGAAUUUCGGAUGCCUGCUAAAAAAGUGAAAAAGAAAACCCCUUUUUGUUACUUCGCUGUGCCUGAUGACGAUACAACACAUGUGAAACUUGAGGGCAGUGUUUUGGAGGGAAUGUACUGGAAACGGAGGAUGGAAGCUGUUUGUGCACAAUACAAGAAGUGGAGGCACUACAUGAAGUCUAGGCGUGCUCAGGAAAGGCCGAUUAAGCGGAAACGAACCUACUCUGAGGGGCGAGGUGAGCGUUUUGAUCGCGACCUCUGUGAACCACCUUCGAAACGCGAGCAACGCAGCCAGACACCAAAAAAUACGUCCACGGAGACAGAUUAUGAUGACUUUGAGAAUGUUUUUACGGACAGUCUGUUCGAGUCUCUCAACCAACCGUACAUGUUUCCUAAUCCGAAGGAGUUUAUACAAAGUGGUAACGCCGACAUAAUGCAACCAGGAUUACUAUCGUUACAACCGAGCCUUGAAGAGAUCAUGGCAAGCCUUGAUCGGUAUGAGGACGAGCCUAACCCGUCUUCACGUGAUGGUGUUAUGUCGAACGUCAUGGCACAGACUGCCAGUCAGUCCAUAAUCGAUUCUCAGCAGGACAACGUACCUGCUAUACACCCACUGACAAUGCCUCCACAAGGCCACAUGUGUAUGUCAUCUCAACAUCGUCAAAAUCUUGCUGGAAACCGUGGCACUUCGUCCAUUCCAAGACAAGCGCAAGAUUAUGCUGUGGCUAGCAUGUUGGUAGACUAUAGUAAUCAGGCUGCAUCAACCAUGCAGAUGCCCACACGACAAUCGUCCUCAAUCACAUCACAAAUGCUCAUGAUGUCUUCGUCACAUGCCGCACAACCACAGUAUUCGACAGCUUCGGUAUACAACUCUAUUCCCUCUGUUCCUCAUACCCAGCGGUCUAGCGGAGUACAGUGGAAAGGAGCAAACUUUCUGUUAGGGAGUCAGGAUGUUUCGAACACGUUGGAGUAUGUUCCGCAGUUUCUGCAAUCGCCUCCGAAUAUAUUGCCUAGCGCAUCGUUAUCCAUGGGAUGUCCGCCAUCCACUCCUUCUCGUCCAUGGUGGCUGGAUAGUCCCUUAACAGCUGCAGCUCAAAGUCCAUUGGCAGCAGUUGCCUCUACCCUCAGUGGUGGAAGUGUCACCCCACUUGGACCUCCCACCCCACUUGGAGUUGGUGCAGGACCAUCAACUCCUCCUUCGUUGCUGCGCUCUGAAAUUCGUAGUCCUGUGGUAGUGAGGACGAUGUCCCUACAACAUUCCCCAGAUAUGUCAAGCAUUCUGAGUUCGCCAUCCACGUUAUCUUCUGUAGAUCCUCAGCAUCACCUCUCCCGCAGUUCUCAUUUGGGAGUGAGACAAUCAUCGACAGCAGAGCACCGCUUGGAGUCGCAUAUGUUUCCCGGGUCGAAGGAAGACAAACUCUUCGCUUCCCUGUCACCGAAACAGGACUGGACUCCUUCGCUGGGUUCGAAUCUGAGAACAUCGGGAGACACUAUUGGUUCCACUUUGAUGCAAAAUAGAUCUGCACCGCCAACUGCUGAAGUCCGAUCGAAUGAAAGUUCGAAUCCGUGGAAGCUUAGUGAUUUGAGUGAUCCCGACAUAUAUCCACAACCUGCAUCGUACGGGGUUGACACUCGUAUGAAUGACGACUCUCGACAGUCUUCUUCAAUGGAACUUAUCAGCAUAGGAGCAGGAAGUGCGGAUAAAUCAGAACAGAAAGAAGAGGCAGUUUUGAUGAGUGCACCAUCAAGCGUUAAACCAGGACGUGGGGGCAGCCGACAGGUUCAAGCAGACUCAACACUGCAUCCUGAAGAAAGAAAGCGGAUUCUUCAUCUUCAUGCUGAACAAAAUCGUCGUAGUGCUCUGAAGGAUGGAUUCGACAUGCUGAUGGAUAUGAUCCCUGACCUGCACUCCGGUGGAGUGAAGCCUACGAACGCAGUUGUACUGGCUAAAGGGGCCGAGCACAUUCGUCAUCUAACCGCACUGAGAGAUGAUCAAAUAGUUCAGAGAACUGCACUUAACGAGAAGAUUGCAAAGUUGAACCUGAGAAUAAGUGCUCUGCAGUCAAAUUUACCGUCAUCCACUGGUACUGCCAGUUCGAAGCUGGAACCUCGGGCUGCUCUUGAGGCAUUUUAUGAUCGGUAUACAAAAGAAUCGAGUAGGAAAGAUUACCGCUUCUGGGUUAUGGCUCGAUUGUUGCGCCCCAUAGCGGUUGGCGAGAACUCUUCGUUUGCUGCCAUGAUUGCUCCUGAUAACUCCUCAAGAGAAGAGGUGGCAGCAUCGUGUUCUGAGUGGUUGAAUAAUCAUUGGCGUGCGGCAGAAUUGAGACCACUUGCAAGCACUUUGCUAGGUUGCUAUACCGAUAGGGACUUUGUUAUCAGUAUUGCGAACAGGUGA